Molecule: messenger RNA, 6792 nt
Organism: Pelobates fuscus (common spadefoot toad)
Lineage: Eukaryota; Metazoa; Chordata; Amphibia; Anura; Pelobatidae
Gene: MALRD1
Product: MAM and LDL receptor class A domain containing 1
Exons: 37
Coding region: 1-6792 (2263 amino acids)
Cellular component (GO): membrane
Molecular function (GO): protein binding
Source: RefSeq, a predicted model, not a curated record
AUGACUUGGUCAGACCACUGCCCAAUCCGCAUAAAAUUACAAUCACCCUUAUACAGACCAAAACAAACUUCCUGGAGGUUGAAUGAAUCGAUUCUCUUGGACGCUCUGGUAGUGGACAAGACCAGGCAGACCAUACAAGAAUACUUCACGGACAACGAGCUGGGAGACACGACACCCCUGACAUGCUGGGAGGCCCAUAAAGCGGUGGUUCGGGGACAGCUGAUCAAGACUUGCUCCACCCGUAAGCGAGAAGCGACGCGGACAACGAUCGCCCUCAGCGAGGAGAUAGCAACUCUAGAAGCCAGACACAAGCGCACCCUGGACGCGGAGAUCUACAGGGACCUGCUCAUCAAAAGAGAACAACUCUUCACACUCCUGAACCGCUCAAUACAGUGCACAUACCAGCACUUCAAACACGUGGUAUACGAACACGGGAACAAAUGCGGGAGACUAUUGGCAAACCUUCUAAAACAGCGCAAGACCCAGGUAUACAUCCCGAAAAUCAAGGGCCCACAACAGCAACUUCUACAUCUCCCGGACCAAUAUUCAUCCGCGUUUCUCUCUUACUACCAAGGGUUAUACCACCUAAGCCACAACGCACCGGAGGGACCGCGCCCUCAUAAGCUCGAAGAGAUCCAGCGAUACCUGGACACCGCAGGCGGACCCAUACUGGAGAACGCGGACAGUGAGAACCUGGAAACGCCCAUAACCAUUGAGGAACUGGCACACGCCAUUAAAAAGGCAAAGACGGGUCAGGCUAUGUUCCUUGGAGGAAGUAGUGACAUUUUACAAGAAAGUGCUUACUUGGACAGCCCAUGGUAUGAGAGCACACGCCAGGCCUGUCAGCUCCGAUUUUAUUACCUAAUAGAGGAAAACAACAGUUUGAUACUGCAGCAAUACACAAAGGAGGUAGAAGAAAUACUUUUUGAACAAAACACAUCAACGGGAGGUCAGUGGUUUAAAGGGGAAAUCAAUCUGCAAGAAACAUCAAAAAGAUUUAAGUUGUUGAUGGAGGACAUGCGGAGCUUUAAGCUUGUUUUUGAAGGAAGAAUUAAAGACAGCCGAGGAUACAUUGCUUUGGAUGGGCUGGGAAUCGUUGGCUCCACAAAGCUACCUGAACCUGCCAAAGAAUUUUGCCUAAGCCGACAGUCAGCAUGUGAUUUUCAGCAGGAUUGUACUGAUGGAAGUGAUGAAGAUCCAACAUAUUGCAGAAAUUUUACCAGAUGUGACUUUGAAUCUGACUUUUGUGACUGGAUUGUAAUAGAAACAGAUGGCUUGAGUUGGAAGGUAACCAACAAAAAUAAGUCAUAUGAUCACAACCUCCCAAAUAAAGACCAUACAACUAAAACAGACUACGGACAAUUCAUCUACUUCAGUUCGAGUUUGGUGGAAGACAACACGCUCUCAUCAUCGUGGCUGGAAACCUCUUUUAGUGUGAAACCUUCAGAUACUAAUGCUGGUUGCCAGCAAACACCCCAAGACAAAAUGGGGAGAAAGGGGAAGAAAUCGGUACCACACAAACCCCCAUCAGGUCUCACAAUCGGAGAGAUGUGGAUGCAAGCACGAGGCGCCUCCGAGACUAUCAUGGCGGCCCAGCAUGGCGGGUGUUCGGAUUUUUCCGAAGACAUUUCUGACGACGAAGGGGGAUACCUGCUGACCCCAGACCCACAGCAGAAGGCACGACAAAGUGGCAAAGAGGCGGAUGAAGGACCGAUCACUGUUAUGGUCAUGAAAGCGCUCAUGGUGGACUUAAAAAAAAGCUUCCAUGAAGAGAUCAAGACGCUCCGAGCAGACCUGCAGGGCCUGACAGGCCGCAUCUCCAAAUUGGAGGGCUCGUCCCUGACCCACACUCAAGACAUAACAACGUUACGACACACAAUACAAGGCCUGGAUAAACAGAACCGGCAACUCGACCAGCGCCUCGCGGCGCUUGAAGACGCUAGACGGGCGUCCAACAUAAAAAUUCGGCUUUGGUACCAAAUGAAGGGUACGGCCAAAUUAUCAGUUUUUACAAAAUAUGUUGAAAAUGAAGGUUCACAAAUGCAGCUUGUCAAACAAAUUACGGGGUCAUCUAGUAACCAGUGGGAAAAGGCGACCAUUGAUUUCAGCACUGAUUCCAAAAGCAUGAAGAUCAUUUUGGAAGCCUCCAUUUUUUCUUCUAACUCCACUGUUGCCAUUGAUGACAUAAGUUUAUCUCCAGAAUGCGUUCUCUCAAAUAUCUCAAAUUCAGCUGCUAAAUGUGACUUUGAAAAUCAUAUGUGUGGUUGGUACGAAAGGUUUUAUGACAACUCGUUUGAUUGGAUAAGAGGGUCAAGUAGCAACCUGUCACCUGACUAUCAGAAACAAGCUCCACCACAGGAUCACACCAUGAAUAAAACAGAGGGUCAUUUUAUGUUCCUUCGGAAAAAGAAUAAUUUGAAUUCACUCGUUGCGGAGCUAAGAAGUCCGAGAUUCAGCCAAGCAGCGUCAGGUUGCACAAUGACCUUCUGGUAUUAUAACUAUGGAUCAUCCGUCGGAACUUCAGAAAUGCAUUUGCAUGUGGAUAGUCAGAAAAUACCCACCAUAGUGUGGAAGACUUACUAUGAUCAGGGAAAUCAGUGGAUGAAGGCCUUCAUUCAGCUUGAUCGUCUUUCAGAACCGUUUCAGUUAUCGUUGGAUAAAAGGAAUCUUGAACACUAUAAUGGAGUGUCAGCAAUUGACGACAUUGUAUUUGAGAACUGUUCGCUUCCUCCUCCUUCAGCGGAAUGUGAAGGGCCUGAUGUUUUCUGGUGUAAACAUACCAGAGCUUGCAUAAGCAACUUAUUGGUGUGUGAUCUUAUUGAUGAUUGUGGAGAUGCGUCUGAUGAAGUCAAUUGCCUACCUGAAUUACAGUGUAACUUUGAAGGUGGACUUUGUAAUUGGGUUCAAGAUUUGGAAGAUGAUUUUGACUGGACAAUAAAUCAAGGCUCAACACCAACACUUGAUACAGGUCCCAUGAAAGAUCAUACUUUUGGGACAGCAAAAGGACAUUACUUCUACAUAGAGACUUCGGAGCCGCAAGUAUACCGGAAUCAAGCUGUUUUAUUAAGUCCGAACAUAGAGGCCACUGUUAAUAACGGAAACAAAACUUGUAUUUUCCGCUUCUUCUAUCACAUGUACGGGAGGCAAAUGUAUUCCCUGGCAAUCCACAAAAGGAUAAUGAAGAACAGUAGAGGACAAUUAUUAUGGCAAGUAUUUGGAAACAAAGGGAACAGAUGGCUGAAAAAAAUUCUGUUUAUAAACAGCUCACAGCCAUUUCAGCUGAUGAUCACUGGCACAGUGGGUGAUGGGUUUACUGGAGACAUUGCAAUCGAUGACCUCUCAUUUUUGGACUGCACCCUGUACAAUGGUAUUUUGCCCACGUGGUCACCAGUUCCUGUAGAAACCUCUACAAUACCAACAUUACCGAUUCACAAUUGUACAGCUGAAGAAUUUGUCUGCAGAACAACUGGACAAUGCAUACAGCUAUCAAAUCUGUGCAAUUUCAGAGCUGACUGUUCAGAUAAUUCUGAUGAAGAUGAAUGUGUUGCAGAAUAUUGUGAUUUUGAACACAAAAACACAUGUCAGUGGUUCCAACCAGCAAUAGCGUUUUUUUUCAAUGACGCCAUAUUUCAAUGGGAAAUCGGUCAAGGAAACACUAUCCAUCCAGGAGAAGAAACCCACCGACCUCUGAGGGACCACACUUUGUCCUCAGAUGAAGGCUCUUACUUGUUUGCAGAUAGUUCUACGGGAGAAUUUGGGCAUGUAGCAGAGAUAAAGACUCCAAUCAUUUCUCAAACAGGUCCUAAAUGCAAACUUGGUUUUUGGAGCUAUAUGAAUGGAGCAACCGUGGGAACUCUGAAAGUACUAAUAAAAUUUGGUAAUUUAACAUAUGAGCUUUGGUCUCAACAUGGUAUACAAGGUGCUCAAUGGAAGAGAGCGGAAGUGUUUUUGGGAACUUUGUCUAACUUUCAGAUUGUUCUUCAAGCCUUACGUGGUGUUAGCUAUGUAGGAGAUGUGACUGUGGAUGACAUUUCCUUUGAAAACUGUGCACCAAUGCUGAUUCCAAACAAGGAUUGUACACCCAAUGAAUUUAUGUGUUCAAAUAAAUACUGUAUUCCUAAGAAUAACUUGUGUGACUUUGUAAAUGACUGCGCAGAUAACUCCGAUGAGAAUCCUUAUAUAUGUGGAUCAUUUUUAUCACACUGUAACUUUGAAUACGAUAUGUGUGACUGGAAACAAGAUGAAAACGAUGACUUUGAUUGGAAUCUUCGAGCUGGGAGUACGCCAAGCUUUGGUACUGGGCCAGCUACUGAUCAUACCAUGCAGAACCCUUUUGGCUAUUAUGUUUUCAUAGAGAGCACUUACCCACAUUUGCCAGGAGAAGUUGCAAAGCUCUCAGGACCAAUGAUAAGCAGAUGGAGCAAAGACUGUAAUCUAAUAUUUUAUUUCCAUAUGUAUGGCGGAGGUAUUGGAUCACUAACUGUAAGACAGGUGACAAUUAGUAACCAACAACAGACACUUCUAAACUUAACGGGAGAACAGGGAAACUACUGGCAAAGGAAAGACCUGACUCUCCAAGAUCUUGGGGAAGAUUUCUAUGUCACCUUUGAAGCAAGAAUUGGAAAAAAUCAAAGAGGAGAUAUUGCCCUGGAUGACAUUGUCUUUUCUAAUGAAUGUUUACCUUCAUCUAAUCUGGAACUUGAAUCUCACAAGAUUCCUCUUACAGGUUUUUGCCCACCGGACUUUUUACAUUGCCGGACUAAAAAAUGUUAUACACAAGAACAACAAUGUGAUUUUUCGGAUGACUGUGGAGAUGCUACAGAUGAAAAUGAUUGUGGCACUUCCUGUACAUUUGAAGAUGGAAUGUGUGGAUGGAAAAACUCCCCAGAUGACAGCUUUAAUUGGAUUUUAGGGAACUCUACUCAAGCUUUUAGACCUCCUAAGGACCACACUAUAGGAAGUGAAGAAGGUCAUUUUCUGUUUCUUGAAACAUCGUUGGUUGGUUUAAAGGGUGAAAAAGCCCAUUUAAAAAGUUCUAAAUGGAAAGAGUCAAAUGUGAAUUGCAAGCUAAUCUUCUGGUAUUACACGUCAUCCAAAGCUACUGGACUCAUACAAGUUCUUAUCAAAGCAAAUAAUGACCUUUCCAAAAUGUGGGUACAAGAUGGCAAUCAUGAUGGAAACUGGACUAAAGCAGAGAUUUAUAUAGGAAAACGAAGAAACUUUCAAAUAAUUUUUGAAGGGAUUCGUACAAGAGAUUUUGGAGGAGGGGCGGCAAUUGAUGAUAUUGAAUUUCUAAACUGUUCAACGUUUGGAGAGAUGCCUGGCAAAUGCCCAGCAGAUACAGAUUUUGUUUGCAAAAACAAGAAAUGCAUCGAGCACCACCACGUCUGUGACUAUAAAGACGAUUGUGAAGAUCAAUCAGAUGAGAAAGAUUGCAGCAAAUAUAGCAAUUUAUCUGGCAACUGCAAUUUUGAACACCUUGAUCAGAAAGGGAAUUUUAUAUGUGACCUUACACAAGAUCAAAACGAUGAUUUUGACUGGACGUUGCAAAGGAAUAGUCCUAAAGGAAUAAACACAGAUCACACACCAGGAAGUGGGCAAUAUUUCCUGUAUGCCAACUCAUCUAGGCAGCAAGAAGGGGACUCUGCAAGAAUAUUCACAACAAACCUUUUCAAUGCGACUGAAGAGCAUUGUAGAGUGCGCUUUUGGUAUUAUAUAGAUGGACCUCCAGAGUCGGGAAUACUAAAGGUACAUGUGGAUAGCAGUUAUGGAUUAAAUAUUAUUUUAUGGUCGAAGACUGAGAGCAAAAGAAAGAGUUGGACAUAUGCUAGUGUAAUCCUUUCUAACAGCAAUCCUUUCAGAGUGGUGUUUGAAGCUCAAGUAGGGAGGGAUAGAUAUACAGGAAUUGCUAUUGAUGAUAUCACCUUUACACCAGAGUGUUACUUUGGAGGGUCAAUAUCACCAGAGCCUACUUGUCCCCCUAACUCCUUUACCUGUGUCUAUGACAAGGAGUGCCUUCCUCUUUCUGCCGUGUGUAAUGGGACAGAGGACUGUAUUGAUGGUAGUGAUGAAAUCAGUUGCUCCACUGUGGCUCCAAGUACAAUAAAGCCAAAGAGAUGCAAGAAAACUGAAGUCCAGUGUGGAGAUAACAGAUGCAUCCCAUCUCUAAUGUGGUGUGAUGGUGUUUCAGACUGUCAGCUGGGAGAAGAUGAAGAAAAAUGUGGUACCAAGACUUGCCUCGAUGGUUCUCUAUUGUGUGUUUCCACCAAUACCUGCAUUCCUUUAUACCAGCGAUGUGAUGGUAAAACAGACUGCAAUGACUUUCGAAAAGACGAAUCUAGUUGUACAGUUUGUCCACUGGGGUACUGCAAAAAUGGAGGAAAAUGUUAUAAAGCAAAAGGCGUCCCUUUAUGCAAAUGUCCAAGAAAGUGGACUGGAAACCGCUGCCAUCUCUAUACGGAGGAGUCACCUGCUUUACCAAAAAGCAGUAAUCACGGCGCCUGGAUUGCUCUGGGCAUUGGAUUAGCAUGUUUCUUCACCGCAGUUAGUGUUACACUACUAUGCUUCUUCUAUAGAAGGAAACCUAAAAAAAAUAUUGCAAAAGGCUUUUCCAAUCCCGUUUAUGGAGAAAACAUGGUAAAGUCACAGGAAGAGAUUCCAGAUAAAGCCCUGGAUCCUCAUAUGGAAAUCAGUGUAUAUCCAUGGAGUGCACUUGAUCAGACUUUCAAGAACGAGGCGAAGAUGCUAUCAUUUUCCAAUCCAUUAUACGGCAAGAACGAAGUGGAAAUUUAG